AUGGGAUAUUUAAGGGAGGGAAAAACAGAAAAUAAAAAAGGAAUCUCAAAAAAGGGCGAAGUUAUUAAUAGAGGAACUCGAACUCUAAAAAUCAUACUUUUACACAUGCAAGUGUUGCUCAUCUUAUCUGUUGCAAUAGCAGCCAUUGCUACCCCAAAAUGCCCACAAACGACUGUGUCGAAUGUAGUCGGUGAUUUGAAUCAGAAACAACCGGCUGGAACAAAGGCCUUAGCCCUCGAAAUGUACAAGAAGGCUUUGUUGACUGAUGAUGUCAAGGUCCCAAUUCAGAAUAGAACCCAGGCAAUUAAGGAUAGACUUAACCAAAUCACCAAUUCGACUGCUGUAAACAAGACCCAGGAGGUUAACCUCCAGAUCGAAAAGAUCAACGCUAAUAUUAAACUCAUCGAAGAGGAAACAGCUCAGGUUAACGCCUCUAUCGCCGAGUCAUUGAAGAACAUCAAUGAAACCCAAAACAACGAGAAGAAACAGCUCGAGGAAAAAAUGGCCGAAAUCGCAAAGGAAAGAGCUUUGAUCGAUGCUCUCAACAAAAAGAAGGAAGAACUCAGAAAGAAGACCAUUGAUUUGUUAAGACUCAAAGUCACUGCCGAGAAAAUUAUUGAACACCACGCCGAGCAGAUGAGAGAAAGAAGAAGAUUCAUUAAGGAUUUGGAAUCUUCCAAGAGAAGAGUCGAAAACACAAAGAAGGCUUUGGAAGUUGUUAAGGAACAGGAACAAAAGAAGAGAAUCGCUGCCAUGAAAAAGGCCAAGAUUUUGACUCAGAACUUGAGAGACCAGGACACCGCCCAAGAAAUGAAAGAAAGAAUGAUUAAGUUGAAACAAGAUAGACUUGCUGAGAUCAUCAGAAGAAAGAUGCUCAUUCUCCAGGAACAAAUCAAGACCGCGAAGAUCCAGAACAACGAAGAACAGAGAGUUGCUCUUGAGAAGAAACUCCUUGAACUCAAGAGAUACAAGAAGGCUAAAAUUCACUGCGCCAGAAACGCUCUUAGAAAGUACAAGUUAGUCAACCAAAAGAAGAUUGAGGACUUGAAGCAAAAGGUUCUUGACACUAAACUCGCUAAUAGACUCACUGUUGAAAAGAAUGACUACUUGACCAAGAUCAAAGCAGAGUUGGCCGACGAAAUUGACGAACUUAAGAAACAAAAAACCGCUUUUGAAACCGAGAAGACCAUUGAAGAGAAAACCAUCGACAAUCAACUCAAGAUUGAAUCCGAGAACUUGAAGGCUGCCCAAAAGGCUCAAGUCAGAAAGGACUACGCGUACAAGAACAACAGAAUCGAUUUGGCUGAACUUAGAAACACCGUUUUGAACGCUGAGAAGGCUCAACUCGAGAGAAAAGCUGCCAAGAAGUUACUCAAGGGUGUUAUUUCAUCAACUGCUAAACAGAACGCCAUUGACAAUAGAGCAAAUCUCGACAUUGCCCUGAUGAAGGCCGAGACCUCAAACAAGAAGAAGAUUUUGAAGACCAUUGCCAACGGAACUAAAUCCACAGUCGAGGCUGAGAAGGCUGCUGUUGAGGCAUUGAAGAAUGCUGCAGUUAAAGCUAAACAGGAGAGACAAAUUUUCAAGACCCAGAUUGCCAGAGACAUUUUAGUCGAAGCUAACCAGAGACAUUUGAAACACCUCAAGGAGAGAAAGGCUGAGAUUGAAGAAAUUGUUAAACAAAAGGUCGCCGAAAGAAAUAGAAAGGCUGCGUUAAAGGUCAACAAGGCUGACACCCUUAUUGCUUUGGCUGGUUUGCAGGGUAAACUCGAUAAGAAGUACAUUCUCAGAAGACAACAGGUCGCUCUCAAGAACGCUCAGGCUUUGUCCAAUGCUGUUAAGGGACUUGUUCCAGAGAAGAAAGAUCAGUUUUUGAAGCUCAAAUCAUUCAAGGUUAACUGUGGUUCUCUUGCCAAGAAGAUGUCCACCCCAUGCUCUGGUGAUGCUAAAAAGGAUGCUAAAAAAGCUGACAAAAAAGUUGCUAAGAAGGCUGCAAAGAAGGUUGCUGCUAAAAAAGCUGCGAAAAAGGCCAAGAAAGACUAA
Molecule: messenger RNA, 2043 nt
Organism: Entamoeba invadens IP1
Lineage: Eukaryota; Evosea; Mastigamoebida; Endamoebidae
Product: DNA double-strand break repair Rad50 ATPase, putative
Exons: 1
Coding region: 1-2043 (680 amino acids)
Source: RefSeq, a predicted model, not a curated record